GAUGAUGAGUCUAAAGGGUUUAAACUGGAUGUUUCAGAACCCAGACCCUGCUACAGAUUUAUAUAAAAUAUUAUAUCUGUUUAAUAGUGAAGACUGAGCAGACUGGAUCAACAUAUGGACCUACAAUGUGACUUUUCAGGGUCAGUUUUAGUUGUCUCCUGUAAGCAUAUCUUAUCCAGUUUUAUGCCUCACACCCGUUACUUCAUGUUGUAAACAGGAGCUGUGAACACGUGCUGAAACCACUCCUCUUCCUGGAAUGGAUCCGAGUGUAACAGCCCCUCCCUCCUCUUCCUGCUCUCCAGUGCAGCCAGUCCCAUUCAGUCCAGAGGUUUCCUGCUUCCCGCCUCUUUCGCAGAUCUGCCCAUGCACAGAUGGGUAUAAUCAACAUGCUGUAAAGUGAAAAUCAGCGAGCAAACAUGAGGAAAGGGAACUGAGCUGGAUCAGAUUUAUCUUGUAUGAGAAAGUGAAACUAUUUCACAUCCACUGUCCGUUUAAGUUGAUAUGGCGCAGCAGCAAAAUCUGAUGGACCGGAAAAAACUCUGCUGUUCGAUCUGUCUGGAUCUACUGAAGGAUCCAGUGACUAUUCCCUGUGGACACAACUACUGUAUGAACUGUAUCAGCAGCCACUGGGAUGAAGAGGAUCAGAGAGUCCACAGCUGUCCUCAGUGCAGACAGACGUUCAGUCCAAGGCCUGUCCUGGUGAAAAACACCAUGUUGGCAGAUUUAGUGGAGGAACUGAAGAAGACUGGACUCCAAGCUGCUCCAGCUGAUCACUGCUACGCCGGACCUGGAGAUGUGGCCUGUGAUUUCUGCACUGGGAGAAAACUGAAAGCUCUGAAGUCCUGUCUGCAGUGUCUGGUCUCUUACUGUGAGCAGCACCUCCAGCCUCACUAUGAAUCUCCUGCCUUUGAAAAACACAAACUGGUCGAUCCCUCCAAGAAGCUUCAGGAGAACGUCUGCUCUCAUCACGGUGUGGUGAUGAAGAUUUUCUGCCGCACAGAUCAGCAGUGUAUCUGUUAUUUCUGCUCCGUGGAUGAACAUAAACACCACAACACAGUUUUAGCCUCAGCAGAACGGACUGAGAGGCAGGGAGAGCUGGGAACGACUCGUCAAAAGAUCCAGCAGAGAAUCCAGGACAGAGAGAAAGAUGUGAAGGAGCUUCAGCAGGAGUUGGAGGCUAUCAAUCGCUCUGCUGAUAAAGCUGCGAAGAGCACGGAGAAGAUCUUCGCUCAGCUGGUCCGUCUUAUCAAGAACAGAAGCUCUGACGUGAAGCAGUGGAUCAGAUCCCGGCAGAAGAACAAAGUUGGCCGGGUCAAAGAGCUUCAGGAGAAGCUGCAGCAGGAAAUCACCGAGCUGAGGAGGAGAGACGCCGAGCUGGGGCAGCUUUCACGCACAGAGGACCACACCAAGUUUCUACACAGCUACCCCUCACUGGCUUGUCUUAGUGAAUCUACAAACACACCCAGCGUCAAUAACAGCCCUCUGAGGUACUUUGAGGAUGUGAUGGCGGCUGUGUCGGACGUUAGGGAUAAACUACAGGACAUCCUUAGCGAGGUAUGGACCAAGAUCUCGCUGACAGAGGCUGAAGUUGAUGUUUUACUGCCUCAACCAGAGCCCAAGACCAGAGCGGAGUUCUUACAAUAUUCACAACAGAUCACACUGGAUCCAAACACUGCAAACAUGCAGCUGCUACUAUCCGAUGGGAACAGAAAAGCAACAGUGAUGAGAGAAAAACAACCAUAUUCAAGUCAUCCAGACAGAUUCACUGACAUGUUUCAGGUUCUGAGCAGCGACGCUCUGAGCGGACGUCACUACUGGGAGGUGGAGAGAAGCAGAUGUGAGGUUUCGGUCGCAGUCACGUACAAGGACAUCGGCAGAACGGGAUAUGAAAGUGGAUUUGGAAAUGACGACAAGUCCUGGGCUUUGGAGUGCUUCAACAGCAGUUAUGAAUUCAGACAUAAAAGUACUGUUACGUUCAUCUCAGGCCCUCAAUCCUCCAAAAUAGGAGUGUACCUGGAUCACAGAGCAGGUAUUCUGUCCUUCUACAGCGUCUCUGAAACCAUGAGUCUCCUCCACAGAGUCCAGACCACAUUCACUCAGCCACUCCAUCAGGGACUUGGUGUUUUUGGUAUGUACGGUGACGGAUUUGCUGCUGAGUUCGUAAGCUUGAGUCGACAAAAGUAAAAGAGGCAAAGGUGACUCUACAGCAAUUUAAUUACAGGAAUUACUUUUUAAUUUGAUCUGACCAUGUGAUUUAUGAUUUACCAGAAUCAUAUAACCAUUAACUUAACGUAAAACCACACGAAUGCGUCUUUUAACAGACGUUGUGGUUUUGGCUCCUGAGGUUAUUCAGGGGAUUUCUGCAGAGUUUGGAUAUUAAAGUUGUUCCUCUUCCUUUUGCAGGAAACCUCAGGGUAAUGUUACGUAGUAGAAAAUAUCACAAGUUUUCUCAUUAAAUGAAAUAAUCAUAAUUAGUUUUUAUUAUUUUUUUAAUGAUUUACUUGACUCUGAAUCCUGAUUAAUAUCAUUAUAAAUACAGUUUUGAUUAUGGGAAAAAAACAUCAGUAAAUACAUGGUUGCAUUUACAGUCAGUCAAGACACAAUCAGAGUCCACAUGUGGUUUAUUUCAAGCUUCACAAAACUUACUCCAUCAGUGAAGGUUCAGAUUUGUUUUUCUUCACACUAAUAAACUCUCUUUUUACUAUGUUUUAUUAGUUUCAGGUACAAACUUCAUAUUUGAAGGGCACUUUUUAUUAUUUUUUUACAGUUGCUCAGUGAUUUAAAUUGCUUCAAACAUUUAAAACUGUUUAUUCUUACUGUGUCUCUUUAUUUUAUGUGAACAUUUGCACUUUUAUUUUUGAUUACAGUGACAUUUUUUUAUGAUUUUGGUUUUUAUAUCACUCUGAUUUGUGAUUAUUUUGUAAAACUAUGAUAGACAUCACUUUCUAAAUUAACAUAAUAAUAUCAGUUUGGUUUCAUUGGGUUCAUUAGGGACACACUCGGUCUUUUCUUCAUUUCACUCUUUAUCUGCACAUUACAAAACAAUUAGUUUCAGGUGCAGAGUUUGUAUCUAAAGGGCUGUUUGCACUUACUACAUUCAUUUGUAUGUAUGAUUUUUAAAAAUUUGUCUACCCUUAUAGUGUUUCUUUAUUUUAUGUGAACAUUUGCACUUUCAUUUUCAAUUACAGUAACAAUUUUUGUGAUCGCUGUAUCACAGA
This is a messenger RNA of Lates calcarifer (barramundi perch), 3218 nucleotides long. RefSeq names its product tripartite motif-containing protein 16-like. The record is from RefSeq and is a predicted model, not a curated record. Gene Ontology annotation, molecular function: zinc ion binding; protein binding. NCBI's taxonomy places the organism in Eukaryota, Metazoa, Chordata, Actinopteri, Centropomidae.